Messenger RNA from Aspergillus wentii DTO 134E9, 2604 nucleotides. RefSeq names its product chaperone ATPase HSP78 (gene hsp78). Gene Ontology annotation, biological process: cellular response to heat. NCBI's taxonomy places the organism in Eukaryota, Fungi, Ascomycota, Eurotiomycetes, Eurotiales, Aspergillaceae. Gene Ontology annotation, molecular function: ATP hydrolysis activity; ATP binding. The coding region runs from base 199 to 2376 and encodes 725 amino acids. The record is from RefSeq and is a predicted model, not a curated record. The transcript has a single exon. Gene Ontology annotation, cellular component: cytoplasm; mitochondrial matrix.
CUCGCUCGAAGCCGGCUUCUUCGAACGCCCACAAUAUCGUCAUCGAAUCGAAUCCUCCCUUCCUCCGCGAGACUGCGAUUCCCCCUGCAAACCCGACUAUUACCAACUCAAACUACCAGGGUUGCCGGUCUUCAACCGGCUUUAUCCAUCCGUCAUUAUGCAAAUGGAAGACCCCAUCCUCCUGGAGGCACACACCGGAUGAACCUAGGAGGAGAGCCAGAGAAACCGGCGCUGGAGCAAUAUGGCGUUGAUCUUACUGCCAAAGCCAAGAACGGGAAGCUCGAUCCUGUCAUUGGGAGAGACUCUGAAAUACAUCGGACAAUCCAAAUCUUAUCGAGGCGCACGAAGAACAAUCCUGUCCUCAUCGGAGCCGCAGGUACCGGCAAGACUGCGGUCAUGGAUGGUCUGGCACAAAGAAUUGUUCAAGGAGAUGUACCGGAAAGCAUCAAAGACAAGCGCGUUGUUUCAUUGGAUCUUGGAUCUCUCAUCGCGGGUGCAAAGUUUCGAGGUGACUUCGAAGAACGUUUAAAAGCUGUUCUCAAGGAAGUUGAAGAUGCGCAAGGUGGCGUGAUCCUUUUCAUCGAUGAGCUUCACACCUUGCUUGGCCUGGGUAAGGCUGAGGGCAGCAUCGAUGCCAGCAACCUCCUGAAACCAGCGCUAGCGAGAGGCGAGCUGCAGUGCUGCGGCGCCACCACUUUGAACGAGUAUCGGAUGAUCGAAAAAGAUGUUGCCUUAGCACGGCGGUUCCAGCCUAUUCAAGUCGGCGAACCAUCUGUUGCUGCUACAAUUUCUAUUCUCCGUGGUAUCAAGAACAAAUAUGAAGUUCAUCACGGUGUGCGAAUCACCGACGGUGCCUUGGUCGCCGCUGCAACCUACAGCAACCGCUACAUUACAGACCGAUUUUUGCCCGACAAGGCCAUCGACUUGGUAGAUGAGGCAGCCUCGGCCCUAAGAUUACAACAGGAGUCGAAGCCCGAUGUAAUCAGAGAGUUGGACCGCGACAUCACGACUAUCCAGAUUGAACUCGAAUCUCUUCGCAAGGAAACAGACGUUAGCAGUCGCGAAAGACGCGAAAAGCUGCAGGAGGAAUUGAAAACCAAGCAAGAUGAAGCCUCGAAGCUGACUGAAGUCUGGGAAAAAGAAAAGUCGGAAAUCGAUGAGAUUAAACAAACAAAGGAAGAAUUGGAGCGCGCUCGGUUCGAACUUGAACAAGCACAGCGAGAAGGAAACUUUGCGAAAGCAGGAGAGCUAAGAUACUCCACACUCCCGGGCCUGGAAGCCAAACUCCCGAAGGAAGGUGAAGAAAAAGAGUCAGACGGGCGAUCCUCAUUGAUCCAUGACUCCGUCACCCCUGACGAUAUCGGAAAUGUCGUCUCACGAACCACCGGGAUACCCGUCAAUAAGCUCAUGGCCGGAGAUGUUGAAAAACUGGUCCGCAUGGAAGACACGCUCCGCCAAUCGGUUCGUGGACAGGAUGAGGCUCUCACUGCGGUUGCCAACGCAGUCCGAAUGCAGAGAGCAGGUCUUAGUGGACAAAACCGACCUCUGGCAUCUUUCAUGUUCCUUGGACCUACCGGUGUGGGCAAAACAGAACUCUGCAAGAAAAUGGCCGAAUUCCUGUUUUCUACUGAGUCUGCUGUGGUGAGAUUCGACAUGAGUGAAUUCCAAGAGAAGCACACAAUCAGUCGUUUGAUUGGAUCUCCUGCAGGUUACGUUGGAUACGACGAUGCUGGUCAACUCACUGAAGCCGUAAGGCGCAAACCAUAUGCAGUCUUGUUGUUCGAUGAGUUCGAGAAAUCCCAUCGUGAUAUCUCUGCCUUGCUACUGCAAGUCCUCGAUGAGGGUUUUCUCACGGAUGCUCAAGGACACAAAGUCGAUUUCAGAAACACUCUCAUUGUACUGACAUCCAACCUUGGGGCAGAAAUCCUUGUCGGUGCCGACCCCCUGCAUUCUUACAAGAAUCAUGGAGAUGAUGAACUUUCGCCUGAAAGUAAAUCGGCUGUCAUGGAUGUGGUGCAAGCUGCAUACCCGCCCGAAUUCCUUAACCGAAUCGACGAGUUCAUAAUAUUCAAGAGACUUUCCCGAGAAGCUCUUAGGGACAUCGUUGAUAUCAGACUCAAGGAACUUCAGUCGAGGCUUGAUGAUCGUCGUAUGAUCCUUCAAGUUGACAACGAGAUCAAGGAUUGGCUUUGUGAGAAGGGCUAUGAUCCCAGAUACGGCGCUCGUCCCCUUAACCGCUUGAUUUCCAAGGAAAUUGGGAACAGGCUGGCCGACAAGAUCAUUCGCGGUCAAGUUGUUUCUGGACAAAUUGCUCGUGUCUCAUUCAACGCCGACAAGACUGGGCUUGAUGUCACUGCACUUCCUGCAGAGGCAUAAAGAAGAGAAAAGGAAAAAGGAAAAAAGAAAAAUAAAUUUUUAGCGAAGACUCCUGGUUAUAUUCUGAUGUUAUGUGAAAUAUCCAGUUGUGUGCAUUUGGUAAGCUGGUUCUCCAUUCUGCGUGACACUCCCAAUUCUUGGUGUAAUAUAUAGCAUCUCUCUCCUCUGUAUCAUAAGUGUAUGAAUGAUUAUUUGACGAAAUAUUAAUGACAUUGUUCUAUAUCAAGG